AUGGCAACCUCUCCGGCCACCUAUAACGUUUCGGCCACCAAUACUACAUGGGCCACGGAAGACACUGUGAUACCAUGGGAAAGAAUUGUCAUCGGAAUAUUUAUGUAUGCUGUUAUUCUUGUUACAAUCUUUGGAAAUUUGCUGGUACUUACAGCUGUGGCUAAAAACAAAAAUCUACAGACAGUCUUCAAUUUUUACGUGAUAAAUUUGGCUGUGACAGACACAUUGGUCGCAGUGACGGCUAUGAUAUCUUACACAACAGAAAUUGUUUUGGGAUAUUGGCCAUUCGGAGAGUUUUGGUGUGGUGUAUGGAUAUUUUUUGAUUAUGGAAUGACAUUCGCGUCCGUUUUCACUCUACUUGUCAUCUCUAUAGACAGGUUCUGGUCCGUAACCUGGACUGUCCACUACAGAGUGCAUCAUAACACCAGGAAAUGCGUUCGUCUCAUCAUGGCUGUCUGGGUUGUUACCGUACUGUUGUGGCUUCCUCCGUGUAUCCUGGAUAGGAUUAACAAUUCCGUGCCUUACCAGUGUGUUUGGGAACCCUCCAAAAACAAGGAGUUUGUGAUUGUCAUAGCAACCAUCGGCCAUCAUGGAUCAUUCGUCGUUAUGUUGCUGUGUUACAUGCGAGUCUUCAUUGUUGUUUUAAACCGGAAGAAGGUUGGUGCCACAUAUCAACAUCCAAGUCCGGAUAUAGUGAAGAAAACAACAAAUUUGGUGAAAAUUUACGCUAAAUCAGAUACUGAAAUAAAUCUGUCUGAUCAGUCAUCCGAAAAGGCUGCGAAAUCAUUAUCGGCGGAAAAAGUUGGUGAAAGUAAACUAGGACCGGAAGUGACGAGUAAUCCAAAAAUUCCUUGGAGAAGUGACCCAUAUCUCAAACCAGAGUCGUGUAAAACAUUACUGGAAAAGAACGACAAGAAGGUGUAUGUUUCUAACGUUACCAUAACAACAGCAGCAUCGGGAGCACUUGAUACAGAUCUAGACAGCCACACAAGUGACAUCCCUUCAAAAAAUGAUAAUGAAAAGCAAUAUACAAAGGACAGAGGUCAUUCCAAGAAAAGGAAACAAAAAGAGGACAGAAAAUAUGAACGAAACGAAAGGAAAGUUUUCAAGACCCUUACCUAUAUUUUAGUUGGCUAUGUGAUUUGUUGGCUUCCGUUCCACGUGGUAUUUGACGUCAGGUCUGCUUUACCGGAAGCAGUCCCGCCACUUGUUUAUAAUAUAAUGUUUUGGUUGUCGUACAUGAACUCCACGAUAAACCCGUUUCUCUAUAACUUUAGCAGUGCAGAAUUCCGGGCCGCUUCAAAGGCCCUUUUAUGUAGAAAACAUCGUUCUUAG
Ylistrum balloti is the source of this 1335-nucleotide messenger RNA. Its product is annotated as alpha-1B adrenergic receptor-like. The transcript has 2 exons. The record is from RefSeq and is a predicted model, not a curated record. NCBI's taxonomy places the organism in Eukaryota, Metazoa, Mollusca, Bivalvia, Pectinida, Pectinidae. Bases 1 to 1335 code for a protein of 444 amino acids. Gene Ontology annotation, cellular component: membrane. Gene Ontology annotation, biological process: adenylate cyclase-activating adrenergic receptor signaling pathway. Gene Ontology annotation, molecular function: G protein-coupled receptor activity.